GAGAGCGCUUCUGAUUUAUUUUCAUUUUAUUUUAAUCGUUUGUUUGUUAGUUAAACCGACUUAUUUUAUUUUGUCCCCCUCUUGUUUGGGUAAAAAAAGUUUCGCGUGUGUUUUUUUUUUAAAUUUCCAGAAGAUGGUGAUUUUAUUUCCAUGGUCCGGGUCUGUGUGAACACUGAGUUAUUCUCUUCUUCCCCCUUUUCAUUUGUGUGCUUAACUCUCAACAGACUUUUAAAAACAAAGAAUCGUGGUUGUGAAACGUGCGGAUGUGUUUACAGGGAUGGUGUGUCGGUCCCACAAUAUAAAAACGCUUUAAAACAGAAAAGAAAUAAACUUUCCUGUGAAGGACUGAGACCUGCAUUUUUGUGUUUAACUUUCUUGUGAAGUUCCCCUGAAAGUUGAGCUGGGAGUUUUUUUCCUCCCCCCCCCCCACCAACCCUCUCUCAGAUUGCAAUUUCCCAAAAGACUGUGGCCUGAGCCAUUCAUCCCCCGCCACUCCUGCUGCGAACCUGCUUUGCGAGAAAACAACCAGGAAGAAACAAACACAAGUCCUUUAAACGCCUUGUUUCUUUCUGGAGUGGAAAUGGACGCGAACCUCUUAAAGAUCUUGCACAAAAUAAUCUAGUUUUUAAACACGGGACCAAGGAAUUUUGGGCACAAACUCUCCUCUCAGGAUAAAUAAUUGCAGAUCAGAACCACAUCUAUCUCAUGAAGAGGAACACACCAUUAUGAAUCCAGAUGCAGAACAUGAUACGACUGGAAAUGUUGCCCAUGAACGUGCUGAAAUAGUAUCAAAGUAUGACAAGGGACGGGAAGGUGCAAAGAUCGAUCCAUGGGAAGAUGCAGACUUCCAUAUUUAUAAAAUCACUGAUCGAUUUGGUUUUCUACAUGCGAAGGAGCUACCAAUGCCUGAUGCUAUAGAAGAAAGGCUAAAACAAAUUGAAAUAGAAAGAACAGGAAAAUGGUUAAAAAUGUUGAAAAGCUGGGACAAAUACAAGAAUAGUGAAAAGGUGGUGCGGAGAAUUUAUAAGGGAGUCCCAUUGCAACUGAGGGGAGAGGUCUGGUCGUUGAUUCUGGAAAUACAAAAAAUAAAACUGGAGAAAAAAGACUUGUAUGAUAAACUCAAGAACCGAGCGCGGGCAAUAUCUCCUGAUAUCAGGCAAAUCGACCUUGACGUGAACCGUACUUACAGGGACCAUAUCAUGUUCAGGGAAAGAUAUGGAGUCAAGCAGCAAGCUUUAUUCCAUGUUUUAGCAGCUUAUUCCAUGUACAACACGGAAGUGGGUUAUUGCCAGGGAAUGAGUCAGAUCACUGCACUGCUUCUUAUGUAUCUGAAUGAGGAGGAUGCCUUCUGGGCACUUGUUAGACUACUAUCUGGGCCAAAACACAGCAUGCAUGGAUUCUUUGUCCCAGGCUUCCCAAAGCUUCUACGGUUUCAAGAACACCAUGAUCGGAUUUUGAAGAAGUUCAUGCCUAAGCUUAAACAGCAUUUCGAUUCUCAGGAUGUCUUUACAUCUUUGUACACAAUGAAGUGGUUCUUUCAGUGUUUCCUGGACCGAACUCCUUUCACUCUCACAUUGAGGUUGUGGGAUAUCUACAUGCUGGAAGGAGACCGGAUUCUUACAGCAAUGUCAUACACAAUUCUUAAACUGCACAAAAAACAUAUGCUGAAGUUAGCAAUGGAAGACUUGAUAGAGUUUCUGCAGGAAUCUCUGGCCAAGGAUUUCUACUUCGAAGAUGACUUUGCUGUGGAUCAGCUUCAAAAUUCCAUGUCUGAGUUAAAGCGUAGUAAACUGGACUUGCCACCACCAGCUAAACCUGAAGAAUUUCCACAGAAAUCUCUUGGGCAAAUGCCUGCCGAGCACCAAGAGCCACCCAUUCUCAAUCACUUGACCAAUGGACAGAACAAUGUAAUUAAAGGAGGCCCACCAGCCUCGAAGAAGAAAGAUAAGAAGGCGUCACCAGAGAAAGUGCAAGAGAAGCAGCCUGACAUUAGGCCCAAGAAGAGCCCCUUGGAAAAGCCAACUGUGAAAUCCCAAAAGGCAGGUUUCGUGGAAAAUAAGGGAGGCAAAGUGAAGGUUUUGCCAGACCUUGAUCAGCUCAAACAAAAAGGGCAGCCAACGCAGCGUGCAUUGGUGCACGCCAACCCCAAACAGCUGAGCAAUGCCACUGCUAACCAGAACUCAAAUGCAAAUCCCGGUGUCAGAAAGGAAUUUGCACCAAAAUGGAACAAACCUUCGGGUCAGAAAACUUCAGAUUCGACUUCAAAACAUUCUGCGGAUGGCAGGGGCAGAACUGGAAGUUACAAUGCAUCGAGCUCCCAUUCCAGUCCAGAUGAGGCGCACGUGUUCUUCGGCAGAACGAAAGGGUUGAUUAUUGAAGUCGACGAAACAAAGAGAGACUCGAAUGCUUCAGAAUAUGACAAUGUUCCUGGAGUUGAUCAUGAAUACGAGACGUGCGCUGAGGACAUGGUUGAACAUGGGGAAUCAAGUACAGCACAAAAUAAUGCACACUCCAAGGAAGCUACCAGUCCCUCAAAGAUCUCACCUGUACAGUUUUCAAGUAAGGCAGUCAAUGCUAGUGCAACUUAUCAACAAAGGCCUUCACGGACUCAUUCUUCAUCAGUAAGUUCUAACCAAAGAUCUUUAAUAAAACGACAGCCUUCUUCGCCACCAUCCUACUCUGGUCCUCCUGGGUACCAUGGUAGUCUACCUCAGUACUCACCAACUAGAGCUAAAGACAUGCCUGUGUUCUCACAGUACAGUUACAAUAUGUCUGCCGGUCGGCAAAGCCAUGACAGUAGACCGUAUGUUAACAAGGUAGCACACAUGCCAAACUAUGACGAGACUAGUAGGAACUCCCACACUCUUGGCCGUCAAUUUUCGAACUCUUCGUCUUUCAGAACUGCGGCACGGCCUUUAGAUCACAGUGUACAAUAUGAUUCGGGAAACCCGACCAGUUACGUAAGGCAACCCGCUCUGUUUGAGCUCGGCGCACAGCAGCGCUCGCCAGAGUACCAACACGACUACAAAAAGAGGCAAGAGCAAUAUGAACGACAGUGGAAUCAGGAAGCUGAGUUAAGGUACAGAGGAAACAUGCAGAGGUCGCCGAGCUUCCACAAUGCACAGCAGACUCCUCACCCCGAGUUUAGCUACCCGGGCGUUCCUGCAAGUGGCAGCGGUAUCUAUAGUAGAACAUCACCACACUCUGACACACAUGCACAAACACAACAUUCACAUCCAGCUCCGACUGGUCCCCAGCAUUUCGGAAACCCUCAGACGGACAGAAGAACCAUCCCAGAGUCAGUAUUGCUUUAGGACUCCUGCUUCCCCCUUCUCCAAAGUGAGUGAAGAGCAUUAAUGAAAGAGAAAAUUACCUGACUUUCGAAAUGACUUCACUGUAUUCAAAAGAAACGUUAUACAAAAGAAAUGGUGUAUAGCACAGGCUGAAAUAAUUGAAGAAUUCCUAACAAUGUACAGAAGGUAUUUCUCUUUGUUAAACUAAAAUUAACAAAUUCAGCAAGCCACGUGAAAAUGAUUACUCACCUCAUUGUUUAAAGUUGUCGAGCUCGCACAGUUUAUAAUCGAGUAAUAGGGGGCAGUGAGAUUUGAACCCAAGCGCAGAAGAUUGAAGCAAACAUCUCAGUAAUGUACCACAGGUCGCUUAAUUUCAAGAACGGGUCGAUAUUCUGCAUCCACUGAUAAUGUAGGUUGACCCUGGAUUGUCGCUUAUAUAAACCUUGACAUGACAAUUUUGAAGGUUGAUUGAGCAAUAACUUUUGCAGAUUGUGGUCAGAAAUCUCGGAGAAUGUUAUGAAUUAUUCCGGGUCACUCUUGUGAUCUUUUGCUUUGUAACUUCCAAGGAAGGGUAACUGGGUCGAAUUUCCCCUGAGGCAAAACUGGGCAGGCAUUUAUAAUGCUGGCAAUAACCCCGACUACUUGCUUUCUUCCUGCACUUGCACAGGUAUAUUGAAGACUGCAGAGAAGUCAGUGCCACUACACUUGAGUUGAUAGGAAUAAAAUAUUGAAGUCCCAACAAAAGGAAAAAAAUACCAAGUAUUUUCUAAUGUCAGUACACAUUUGUUUUCAAUUCACUUUUAAUGGUAGCCAUGUGCAUCAGGACAGAUCAUUUGCAGAAAAAUGUUUUAUUGUAAAAUAACAGAUUAAUCUUUUACUCUUUACUGUGUCAAUUACACCCGUUCGUACUGAAUACAUUCAUAGGAAUCAUCUGCCCUAACACGUGAAAUGGUAGAAACAGUGCUGGAAUUGCAGACUGCUUGAUAAUGAAUAACACAUUCUCUCGGUGGCAAGUCGUGGUACCAAUAGGUGUUCGAGUUGGGACCAGGUGGGUUUUGGACCAGUUUGCUUUGCAGUUUUGUCUUGGGGCUGUUGUCCCAUUUUUCUUUUUAAGCGACUUGGCCCGAUUUACGCCCAAGUAUUCCAUAAUGAAAAUGCUAUAUUGACUUUUUAAUGGUUUUAAAUAGAAAAGAGCAGAAACAACUGCUUCCAUGUACACCUCUGUUUGCAGCGGCAGUCAUUUAGGCUUUGAAAAAUUUCAGCAGAGCAGAUAAAACUCUGGUGUGAAAACAUGUAAAAUAAUUAAAAACACUGAACCAUUUACUGGCUUUGAUUCCGUGUAAGUAAAAUAACACUAUUGUCUGUAUAUGUGUGUAAUGUAUAUAAAUAUAUAUAUAUAUACACCUCAAAUGUGCAAACUAAAUUAUCAAUAUAUUAGAUACAUCCUGAUCUGAAUAAAUCGAAAGUUAAUUUCUUAACUCUUUGCUUGAUGAAACAAUUGCAGACAAACUCAAAUAAUAUCGUUAAAAUAUGUAAUUAUUUGUCAUAAUCCUUUAAGUCUUAAUCUUGAGUCUUUAAUAUGGACACUUGCUGUAUAGUAAACUAUAAGUGGUAUGGAACCUGCUUUCUGAAAUAUAUGCAUCAACAUUGGUAAAUACUGUAGAAUUUAUAUUCACUAUUUUCUUAAGGCAUCUGCAGCAGUUUUAUAGUUGUAUUCUAUUUUGACGUGACUGUACUUUUUUUUAAUGUUACAACAAAUAAUUUGAUCAAGUUUGGUUUCCUGUGUUUUAC
Messenger RNA from Leucoraja erinaceus (little skate), 5084 nucleotides. It is a transcript of the gene usp6nl, whose product is annotated as USP6 N-terminal like. The record is from RefSeq and is a predicted model, not a curated record. The coding region runs from base 726 to 3314 and encodes 862 amino acids. The transcript is spliced from 15 exons. NCBI's taxonomy places the organism in Eukaryota, Metazoa, Chordata, Chondrichthyes, Rajiformes, Rajidae.